Colletotrichum chrysophilum is the source of this 666-nucleotide messenger RNA. RefSeq lists its product as uncharacterized. The coding region runs from base 1 to 666 and encodes 221 amino acids. The record is from RefSeq and is a predicted model, not a curated record. Lineage: Eukaryota; Fungi; Ascomycota; Sordariomycetes; Glomerellales; Glomerellaceae. Gene Ontology annotation, cellular component: Golgi apparatus. The transcript is spliced from 2 exons. Gene Ontology annotation, molecular function: antiporter activity.
AUGCUAACUCACCUGAACAGUGCCAUGGUCUCGGUAGCAUUCUACCAGGUCCUCAGAACCACCGUCCCGGUCUUCACUGUCGGUAUCUACCGCACGAUCUUUGGCCGUACCUACGAGAACAUGACCUAUCUCACUCUUGUUCCCGUCAUGAUCGGUGCCGCCCUGACGACGGUCGGCGAGUACACCUUCACCGAUCUUGGAUUCCUGCUCACCUUUGCUGGUGUCAUGCUUGCUGCGGUUAAGACCGUUGCGACUAACCGCAUUAUGACCGGCCCCCUGGCCCUGCCCGCCAUGGAGGUGCUGCUGCGCAUGUCGCCUUUCGCGGCUAUGCAGUCCCUGGCCUGUGCCGUGGCCGCCGGCGAGCUGACCAAGCUUCGCGAUAUGGUCGUUGGAGGCGAGCUCGGCUUUGCUACGUUCAUCGCCAUCGCUGGCAACGGCGCUCUCGCGUUCGCCCUCAACGUCGCCUCUUUCCAGACGAACAAGGUCGCUGGUGCCCUGACCAUCAGUGUCUGCGGUAACCUCAAGCAGUGCCUCACUGUCCUCCUCGGCAUUGUCGCUUUCGACAGCGUCGAGAUCCACCUCUUCAACGGCACCGGCAUGCUCAUGACGAUGCUCGGUGCUGCGUGGUACAGCAAGGUCGAGCUGGACCGCAAGGCCCGCAAAUAG